AUGACUUGUCCAUAUGCACGUUUUCUCGAACCUGAACCAACAAAUGAGUCGAAUUCUACAUCUUCGUCAAACUUAACUGUUAAUGGCACAACAGGAUCUAGUGAUGCGUUGACUGAAAUAAUAUCAAUGACUGGCUUUGCUAAUCGACCAGCAAAACCCGAAUUAAAACGUUUACCAUCCAGUGAUGAGUUAGUAACAUACAAUAAUUAUUUACGAUUACAUACCAUAUUAGAUUCACAAAUAUUAAUGAGUGCUAAACAUGAUAUUAACAAAACAGCUGUACAUGAUGAACAUUUAUUUAUCAUAAUACAUCAAACAUUUGAAUUGUGGUUUAAACAAAUUAUAUAUGAAAUUGAUUCUAUUCGUGAAAUAUUUGACAAAGAAAAAGUGGAUGAAUCUCAGAUGUUUGUUAUUGUUAAUCGUUUAAAUCGUUGUGUUCAAAUAUGGCGUUUAUUAGUUGAUCAAAUUGGCAUUUUAGAAACAAUGACGCCUCUAGAUUUUAUGGAAUUUCGUUCAUAUUUAUCACCGGCAAGUGGUUUUCAAAGUCUACAAUUUCGUUUAAUUGAAAAUAAAUUUGGUUUAACCGAUAAAUCGCGAAUACAACAUAAUGCUACUCAUUAUAUGAAUACAUUUCCGAAUGAACACGAUAGAAAUGAAUUACAAAAUUCUGUGGAAACUCCAACGCUAUUACAAUUAAUUGAAAGAUGGCUUGAACGCACACCAGGUCUUGACGAUACCACAUUUAAUUUUUGGGAACGUUUCAAAACAUCAGUGGGAGAAUAUUUGAAUUUCUUAAAAACAAAUGCAGAGGAUGAACCAAAUCCUACGGCAAAAGAUGCAUCAUUGGAAGAUGUUAAAAAGACAGCUGAUACAUUUCGUUCAUUAUUUGAUGAAAAAUUUCAUAAUCAACUUGUUCAACGUGGUGAAAGACGUAUAAGUCAGCGCGCUAUACAAGGUGCAUUAAUGAUAUCAUUAUAUCGUGAACAACCAAGAUUUCAACAACCCUAUCAAAUAAUAUCAUUAUUAAUGGAUAUUGAUGCUCUGAUAACGAAAUGGCGUUAUGGUCAUCUCAUCCUCGUUCAGCGACAAAUUGGAAACAAACAAGGCACCGGAGGUUCCGCUGGUUACAGCUAUUUACGUUCCACAUGCAGGUAG
Didymodactylos carnosus is the source of this 1155-nucleotide messenger RNA. The record is from the annotation of a GenBank genome assembly. NCBI's taxonomy places the organism in Eukaryota, Metazoa, Rotifera, Eurotatoria, Philodinida, Philodinidae.